GAGCUGAAUGAGUUAAUGUGCAGAGGAAUGUGAGGAGGGAGGGAGGAGGGAGUGAGUUUCCUCCUCCUCCUCCUCCUCUUCCUUCUUCUUCUCCUCCUGCUCCUUCUCGCUCCAGGUCUCCUCCAUGAUGCCGGGGACCUUUCCCAGAUUUCCCAGCAUGCCCAGGGUGGCCGUCGCCGUGCCGACCGUAUCCCAGACUCCUCGGAGGCUCCUGCAGGACUGUUGCUCCGUGCUGGACCAUCAGACCCCCGGAGGUCUGUGUAGCUGUUGCUGGGCUCUUCGUCCUCGAUACAAACGUCUGGUCGACAACAUUUUCCCUGAAAACCCAGAGGAGGGGCUGGUGAAGGCCGACAUGGAGAAGCUGACGUUCUUCGCUCUGUCGGCGCCAGAGAAACUGGACCGAAUCGCUGCCUACCUGUCAGAGCGUCUGACCCGGGAGCUGAGCCGCCACCGCUACGGGUAUGUGUGCGUUGCCAUGGAGGCGAUGGAGCAGCUGCUGCUAGCAUGUCACUGUCCUAGCAUCAACCUGCUGGUGGAGAGUUUCCUGGCUACGCUACGGCUGCUGCUGGAGGCCGACAGACCUCAGCUCCACAUCCUGGCCACCAGCUCCUUCGUGAAGUUUGCUAACAUCGAGGAGGACACGCCGUCGUAUCAUCGCAGCUACGACUUCUUUGUGUCUCGCUUCAGUGAGAUGAGUCAGUCUGAGCACGAAGACCUGGAGACACGCAACAAGGUGCGGGGGGCGGGGGUCCGGGGGCUGCAGGGCGUCGUCAGGAAGACGGUGGACGAUGAGCUGCAGGCGAACAUCUGGGAGCCUCGACACAUGGAGCAGAUUGUCCCCGCCCUGCUGGUCAACCUGCAGCAGCGCAGCCACCGACAGGCUCCAGCUGAUGAGACUGAGGAGUGUUUCCGGGAGCUACUGAGCAGAGCGGCGUACGGAAACAUCCGCAACGCUGUCAGACCCGUGCUACUACACCUGGAUAGACACCGUCUGUGGGGAGCAGGAGGAGGAGCAGGAGCAGCAGGAGGAGGAGCAGGAGCAGCAGGAGGAGGAGGAGAAGGAGGAGGAGGUUUUGCUGUGCAGUGUUUCCAGAUCAUCAUGUUCUCCAUCCAGCCCCAGUACUCCCACCUGGUCAUCCAGGAGCUGCUGGGUCACCUGGAGGCCAACAGCAGGAGCCCCGCCUCCAUCCGAGCCGGCAUCGUGGAGGUGCUGUCUGGAGCCCCGGGGUCGAUAGGGCCCACGGUGCUGGAGGUGUUCAACGCGUUGCUGCGGCAACUGAGGCGGAGCGUCGACUACCAGCUGACCGGUUACUAUGACAACGCCCGGAAUCGAAGGACCACGACGAGAGAGGAGAAGAUGCUGCAGGAGGCGAUCAUCAAAACCAUCGGAUCCUUCGCCAACACACUUCCUGUCUACCAGAGGUCAGAGGUCAUGCUGUUCAUCAUGGGGAAGAUUCCUGUUCCUGGCAUGUACACCACCCUGGGGUCCCCCACCUCCGGGGGGGAAGGCUCCAGGAUGAUCCAGGUGAUGCUGCUCCAGUCCCUCCUCCAGGUGUCGGAGCGCUACCAAAGCACCAACCUGCUGACGGCGCUGCCCUCCUCCUUCCUGGAGCCCCUGCUCUCCUUCACUCUGAUGGAGGACCCCGAGAUCCGCCUCCUGGUGCUCCUCAUCCUCACCUCCCUCCUAGACCGGCACCACAACGCCCCCAGGAUCAGCACCUCCAGGUGGAUGAUUGAUGUGUCAGAGCUGGAGCUGAAGGAACAAAGCUGUCGCCAUGACGACCUGUUCAUGAGGAAGCACGGCCAGCGUCUCUACAGACACGUCUUCCUGGUGUGUAGAGACGGGGACAGCGGUCGCCAUCACUACCAGGCCGUCCUCUCCCUAUUGGCCGUCCUCUGCGUGGAGCUGACCAAUGAGGAGGUGCUGGUGGACAUGCUCCGCCUCCUCCUGUCUCUGCAGGACCUGGCCUUGUCCAAUCAGGAGAGUCUGUCCACGUUGAACCGCUGCAGUGUCCACGCCGUCCUCGCCGCCGUCCUCCUCCUGCUGUCCCAGCUGGGCCCGCCUCCUCCGCUCCGCCAUCUUGUCUGUGAGGUCAUCGAGCGUCGCCGCAGAGACGCUCCCCACCUGCUGCCUGAAGGCGUCUUCUGUGAUAGGCCCAGGCUGCCAGGGGCGGAGCUGCAGGUGGACGCCGCCUUCCUGUUCAGCCAAUCAGAGAUCAGCGAGGCCCUGACAGGAAGUAGCUACGGCGCUCACUCUGAACGCUUCAACACGCCCUACACGCCUCAGCUAAUGGAUGAGGAUCGUUUCUCUAAGAGGAGGAGCGUUGGAGACGUCAUGUCUCUGCAGAUGGACAUUCACUUCUGUCCUGAUGGACCACAGCAGCCUGAGGAGGAGCAGAUCUCCUUUGAGACUCUGAAGACCACCUUGGAGGACCGAGGAGCAGAGGAGGAGGACAGGAGGAGGAGGGAGGUGGUGGAGAGGUUCCAGACGGCUCCUUUUGAGGAGAUCGCUGCUCACUGUGGAGCCAGGGUGCGUCUCCUUCAGUCUAAACUGGACCAUGUGUUUAAUCUGAUGGUUCCUCCUCCUCCGUCUCCUUCUGGACACUCAGCUCCUCCAUCGACCCCGGUCUACGACAUGAAGCUCCCGGACCUCCUGGUCUACUAGACAGGAGGAGGAGGAGGAGGAGGAGCAGGAGGAGCAGGAGGAGCAGGAGGAGGAGGAGCAGCAGGAGGAGGUGUCUUUAUCCUGGUGUCUUCAUUUUUUUUUCUUCUUCACUCAAAUUAAAUAUGGACAAUAGUGUAAUCAGAUUACUGAUAGAGUGUAAUCAGAUUACUGACAGUGAUAGAGAGUAAUCAGAUUACUGAUAGUGAUGGAGUGUAAUCAGAUUACUGAUAGUGAUAGAGAGUAAUCAGAUUACUGAUAGUGAUAGAGAGUAAUCAGAUUACUGAUGAUGAAUUAAUUGACGACUGAAUAAAAUG
Mugil cephalus (flathead mullet) is the source of this 2979-nucleotide messenger RNA. RefSeq names its product protein EFR3 homolog B-like. Gene Ontology annotation, biological process: protein localization to plasma membrane. NCBI's taxonomy places the organism in Eukaryota, Metazoa, Chordata, Actinopteri, Mugiliformes, Mugilidae. The transcript is spliced from 21 exons. The record is from RefSeq and is a predicted model, not a curated record. Gene Ontology annotation, cellular component: plasma membrane. Bases 125 to 2665 code for a protein of 846 amino acids.